Messenger RNA from Phycodurus eques (leafy seadragon), 2870 nucleotides. RefSeq names its product SCY1-like, kinase-like 3 (gene scyl3). NCBI's taxonomy places the organism in Eukaryota, Metazoa, Chordata, Actinopteri, Syngnathiformes, Syngnathidae. Gene Ontology annotation, molecular function: ATP binding; protein kinase activity. The record is from RefSeq and is a predicted model, not a curated record. Gene Ontology annotation, biological process: protein phosphorylation.
UGUCCGUGUUUACAGCAAGUUAGCAUAGUGGAGAUGAUCCUCAUUCGUUUGCUUUCGUUUUUGUAAACAACAACUCGACCUUUUAUUCUACUCGCUUGAAUUAAUAAGUGUUAUAAAGCGCCGUAUGGUGGUUUGGACGCGGUCCGGGCUACAGAGCGAGACGGAGCAAUGGCCAGCUAGCAAGGAAACUAACGAGGCUUGGCUAACGUCUUCCCCGUUCCCAGUGGAGUCCAGCAGGUGUGGUGCAGUGGAAGGUGAGUGGCCAUGGGCGCCGAGAGCAGCGCCGUGCGCAGCUGCACGCUGGAGGAACCCCUCCUGAGCCUGCCCUUCGGUCUCACCAUGUUCUCGGCGGUGCUCCAGGACGGAAAGGUUGCUUCCGUGUUUGUUCACAAGCGCGGCAAUGAAGAUAAGGUCAAUAAAGCGGCUAAGCACCUGAAGACCCUGAGGCACCCGUGCCUGUUGCGCUUCCUGUCCUGCUCAGUGCAGGACGGCAGCGUCCACCUGGUGACGGAGCGCGUCAAGCCUCUGGAGUUGGUGCUGGACAGCCUGUCCCCCGAAGAGAUCUGUGCGGGAAUCUACGACCUCUUGCAGGCAAUCGUCUUUCUGCACGAGAGAGGUAAAUCAAGCCACAACAACGUGUGCAUCUCGUCUGUAUUUGUCAGUGAAGAUGGACAUUGGAAAUUAGGAGGGAUGGAGACAGUCUGCAAGUUCUCUGAAGCAACUCCAGAGUUUCUUGUGAGCAUUCAGAGCGUGAGAGAUGCCAGCUGUGUUCCUCCAGAGGAGCAGGUAGAGGGCUUUAAAAUGCUUCCAGAUAAACACGCCCACUCCCGAGACUGUUACUCUUUUGGCUCCAUGCUCGAGGCUCUCCUGCCUCUGUUGAAUGGUUACGUGUCGCAGGAGCUGUCCGACAGUCUGAAAAAGACGCUGCAGGCGGGCCCGCUGAACUCUGACCCCUCUCGUCGGCCUUACCUCAGCUCCCUGCUGAGUCAUGAUUUUUUCAGGAACGACUUUCUGGAAGUGAUGAACUUUCUGACCAGCCUCACGCUCAAGACGGAGGAAGAAAAAAAUGAGUUCUUCAAAUUCCUUCUUGACAGAGUCCAGAGCCUCCCCGAGGAACUGACCGCUGCACGUCUCGUCCCCAAACUCCUCAACUCCCUGGUGUUUGCCGAGCCGACGGCCGUCAAAAGCUUCUUGCCACAUCUCCUUAAGCCAAAGAAAGGUUGCAGUAGCGGCGAUGAAUGCCUGCUGUCUGUGGCCCUUUACCGCAAGCACGUCAUCCCACAGCUGCUCAAGCUCUUCAAAGUCAACGAGGAACACGUGCGGAUGGUGCUGUUAACGCACAUCCACAUCUACGCUCAGUUCUUCUCCCAUGAGGAGCUGAAGAUUCAGAUCCUACCUCAGGUUUUGCUUGGAAUGAGAGACACCAACGACGCUCUGGUUGCCAUGACGCUGCAGAGUCUGGCCGUGUUGGUGCCAUUGCUAGGGGCUCAGGUGGUGGUCGGAGGAGAGAGAACCAAGGUCUUUAAACGCACCACUCCCAAGUUCACCAGGUCGGCAGAGGCCACGCCGGAAACGUCACCCGUCCACAUCAUUGGAGGCUCCUAUCCUCAGAUAGAGCAGCCUUCCAAGGUUUUGAAUUUGUUCCCCAGACCGCCGGAAGACCUCCUUCAGGGCAAUGCGAGGCGAUUUUGGGGGAAAAGCGAGAGUUCAAGAAACUACAGGCUGGAGCCGACAUCAGGCAUCAGUAAACCGACGUCCCUGCCCUUAAAUGGCUUCCGUCAGCUCGGUGACACGGACACUUCCAGCCCCGAAGAGGCAGCACACUCGCCCAAAGGCCGCGGGGAGGACUGGCCCGACUGGAGCGAUCCAGACGACGGCGAGGACCGAAAGAGCCAGCCGGUCCGGAUCCUCAUCGAGGCCUCGGAUCCGGCCAGCAGAACGUGCCAGGCUGUAGGAGAAGCUGAAGAAGAGCCUUGGGAUGACUUUGAGGAGGAAACUGAAGCCACCAGCGAUGCCUCCCCUGCAGCUGCAGCUGCAGUUGUAUUCACCACGCCUGCUGGAAAACAAACCGCCGAGCCACUAAGACUGGGAUUUUCCAAACCCCUGAAACUGAUCUCAAUGGCACGACCGGCCAAUCGACCGCCAAUGGACCCCAAGCCCGCUGGGACGCAGAACCGCGGGGUCGGAGAUCUCGGGGAGGAGUUCACCAUCAAGGUAAAGAAGAAGCAGCAGCAACAGGAAGUAGACCCAGAGCUGGAUUUGUUUGCGGACAUGGUGCCGGAGAUCAAGAUGUCCUCGCCGGCUCUGCUCACACUUAAUAGCGCGGGUGGCGACGCGGGACUGACGUCAAACAACUCUGCUGUCGACACGACGACAACAAUGCUGUCUGCCAAGUUUGCUGCCGCCAGCGUGACUGAGGCUGAAGCAGACGGUUGGGACGAUGGGGACGACCUCAACUGGGAGGACGACAACGGCUGGGGAUGACAUUUAUCCGGAACCAAUGAUGGCACACUUCCCUGCCCUCCCAAAAAAGAAACACUUAUGAUGUACCAACUCAGAUUAUUAUUUUUUUGACUCAAGAACAAUGACUUGCCUGCUUGUUCAUUCAGCUGGAAGGAAUCAAUGCUGAUCAGGCAGGUGGGGGAUGUAAAUGAAGCCAUUUUUAAUUGCUUGCCAACUGACAAGAAUGAUGAUGACGGAACAUACGAGGUGAAAAAAAAUGGUGUUAUGUGCCAACUUUGCUAAGGGUAAAAGGGUUUGAUGCCCAGAAGGCCUGUUGCACUUUGAAUGAAUGUGAAGGGCAUUAGAUUAAUUUAUUAGUGGCUUUUUGGAGGGGUUGCUAGUGAAAUAAAGAGUUACCUGUACAGAAA